This is a messenger RNA of Adineta ricciae, 1944 nucleotides long. NCBI's taxonomy places the organism in Eukaryota, Metazoa, Rotifera, Eurotatoria, Adinetida, Adinetidae. The record is from the annotation of a GenBank genome assembly.
AUGCAAGCAGCUGGAUUUUCUUACACAGGUUUAGAAGACACCGCUCGUUGCCAAGCUUGCGGACUAGAAGUGUCCGAAUGGACAGCGGAUACGAACCCAUUUACUAUUCAUAAGCAACGAAGUCCAGCAUGUACUUAUGUUCGGUCGAUGAUGCCUGACAAGUCGAUCAUAACUCCAGUGACGAUCAUGUCAACAACAGACGGUGACUACAAUCCAGCAAAACGGCAAAAGAAAGAUCUUACCGACGAAAUUUGUGAGAGUACUGUACUGACAGAAAUAACUCUGUUAUCAGAGACACGACGAAGAUCGUUUUCUCACUGGCCUUUACCCAUGUGUCCUUCGAGUGCACAAAUGGUUGAAGCGGGCUUCUUUUGUUGUAAUUUUGGUGAUCGAGUGAUAUGCUUGUAUUGCAAUCUGAUCUGUCAACAGUGGACUCCUCAAACGGAUGACCCGAGUGAGAUUCAUAAAAAACUCUCACCAAAGUGUCCGUAUGUGAUUGCAAUGACAAAACAUCGGCAAACAGUAUUGUCACCUACUGUCACUAAACAUUUUCCAAGUGUGAAUGGCGUAGACCCGUUUCAAUGCGUCGAAAUGACACGCACAGCUGCAUGCCAUACUGCUUAUAUAGAAAUUCCACGUCGACAGGCAUCGUUUGAGACAUGGCCAAACGAAAAUCUUCCGCCCGUCGAUGAAUUAGUACGAGCAGGCUUCUUCUAUACAGGCUCUAAGACAGUCGUCACUUGUUUUUACUGCAAUGGAUCAUUACAAAACUGGGGUCCGAACGAUAAUCCAACGAUUGAACAUGCGCGUUGGUUUCCAAAUUGUGCCUAUGCUAAGCAGCUUUGUGGCGUUGAGUUGUACAAAAAGAUUCAAGAAUCGAAAAAAGCUCAACAAGAGAGAGCAAAAGCAAACGAUACUACUAAACAAGACAGAAAUGCGAACAGUACUGUGGGCAGAGGACAACUGAUUAUACCUGAUGAAAUCACUCUAUCACAACUGGUGGCUGCGCGACUCGAUCUGCCCGUUUCUCGCAGGUUACUCAGCCAAAAUUUUAAAGUAAUCUUACUCAAGCGUGUUUGGAAAGAUCAUCUGUGUUUGAGAUGUGAUAGUCUCGAUAAUCCUAUCGCUCUAUGGAUGUACUGUACAAUUUUGCAGCGACAGAUCGAAGUUACUUGUGGAAAUAAAGACAGUAUAAUUGUUCCUCGAGUGGCCAUGCAAACACUUCUCGAAAAAGAAUUAGCAGGUAUUGGCAUUUUAAUUAACACACGUCAACGAAUCCGAUGCUGGACUCGAUCGGAUCCGACCGGAUUCCUGGAAAUGGAAUUGCAUUGGAAUCUGACUGGAAAAAUUCAGUCGCCUAUUGCAAAUUUUAUGAGUGAUCUUUUAGCCCAUAAUGUGACACUUGAGGCCUCAGCAAGUUAUAAUGACCCUCUCCGAAUCAACAAUUCAUGUGCAAUUAUUAAAAUCGCUGAUAAGUUCACCCGCUAUCUGCAACUCAAGCACAAUCAAGAGUCAACAGAGCGAACAGUUGAGCCUGUACAGAGUGUUCCAUGCAACCUCAUCGAACUGCUCAAGAAACAAGCAUACAUGCACAGCGACGAAUUAGACGUGAAAGAAUCUCAAGAAGAGAAGGAAGAGCUCACGCAAAAUGGUGGGCUACAUUUUGCCAACAACGCUGAACUGAUCAAUACAGCAAUGACUCCUAAGGAAUGUUUGACAAACAGCGAACUGAGACCGGUCGUUGCUCAAGAUAUAGAUAAUCAUCAGACAACGAGUGAAGCAGAUACCUGGGCAAAUUUGUGUGUUCUCUGCUUAGAGGAGACUCGAACAUUAGCAUUUGUCCCUUGUGGGCAUUUAAGCACGUGUGUACCAUGCGGCCACUCCCUCAAGCUGUGUCCAACGUGCUGUCACAAAAUUGAAGGCUAUAUUCGCAUAAAUCUCUAA